This is a messenger RNA of Necator americanus (New World hookworm), 204 nucleotides long. RefSeq lists its product as uncharacterized. The record is from RefSeq and is a predicted model, not a curated record. The transcript has a single exon. The coding region runs from base 1 to 204 and encodes 67 amino acids. NCBI's taxonomy places the organism in Eukaryota, Metazoa, Nematoda, Chromadorea, Rhabditida, Ancylostomatidae.
AUGCGCUCAGGCCUGCUCUGCAUUCAACUCCUUAACAAAGCGUUUGUGGUCGCUCCUAUCGUCCGCGAAGAUGAGCUGCGAGUCUAUUCAUCUGAUGUUGCUCCUAUCGGGAUGUACGGAUCGAAGACUUGGCCAGUACCGUCCACAGUGAUGGGAGAAAUCGACGGCACAGAUAGCAAACUGCCUAGGCUGACGUUUGUGUGA